Chelmon rostratus (copperband butterflyfish) is the source of this 1878-nucleotide messenger RNA. RefSeq names its product beta-1,3-galactosyltransferase 2-like. The record is from RefSeq and is a predicted model, not a curated record. NCBI's taxonomy places the organism in Eukaryota, Metazoa, Chordata, Actinopteri, Chaetodontiformes, Chaetodontidae. Gene Ontology annotation, cellular component: membrane. Gene Ontology annotation, molecular function: N-acetyl-beta-D-glucosaminide beta-(1,3)-galactosyltransferase activity. The coding region runs from base 135 to 1349 and encodes 404 amino acids. The transcript has 2 exons.
UAAUGGUGCGUGAAAGUUUGGUUUUUAGUUUGCCCAAUAAACCGACAUGAUCAAAUUCAUGGAUUAGAAGAUAGAGGGAAGUCCAGGAGAUACCGAGUCAUCAAGGAAAUCAAGAAGGAGGGGUCGCUGCAGUCAUGGGAGAUAAAGAGACUGGCUCAGGUGGGAACAGGCUGAAAAGACAACUCAUCGACGGCUCGUAUCGUCAGAAGAAGCCUUGGUCUCACUGCUGGUUCCAGGUCCUGCUCCUGCUUUGUGUGGUGCUCUUCAUCUUGUGUUACACUCUGUCCAAUAGCUCUCUGUCGAGGUGGGAGAAUUAUCCACUCCAUGAGCAAUACCGGAGGUUUUUCAGUCAGCCCAAUCAGGAUAAUCAAACUCCUUUUUAUCAGGCCUAUGCAACACACAGAGUUAAAACAAAUGAAAUCCUUGAAACUGCAGAAAUCCCUAAUGUACCAGCUACUGCACCAUCCACUAUACCAGUUAUAAUACCACCUACUGUACCACCUUCUGGCAUUCAGUACCACCAAGCCUAUGCACGCAACUACCACUUUAUUAUGGACAACACAGAGGUGUGCAAGACCAAGUCCCCUUUCCUGGUCCUUAUGGUUCCAGUGGCACCAAAUGAUGUAGCAGCCCGGGAUGCAAUCCGGCAGACAUGGGGCAAAGACAGCAAGGUUCAGGGCGAGGUGGUGCUCACUCUGUUCAUGCUGGGCUCCUCUAGAGGAGCGGACGUUGGUCAGGUGCAGGAGGAGCUCAAACGGGAGAAUCUGCAGCACCGUGACCUGAUUCAGAGUGACUUCAUGGACACGUACCUCAAUCUGACCAUCAAAACCAUGGUGAUCAUGGAAUGGCUGGUCACACGCUGCCCUACAGCAGCAUACGCCAUGAAGAUUGACUCAGACAUGUUCCUGAACAUUGACAACUUAUUGAUCAUGCUACAGACGCCAGGCAUCCCCAAGCAGAGAUACCUGACAGGGAUGCUUAUGUGGAACAGGCCAGUUGUGCGCUCAAAGGACUCCAAAUGGUACGUCCCUGAGGAGAUGUACUCAAAACCCACAUACCCGACCUACACUCUGGGCAUGGGAUAUGUCUUCUCCAAUGAUCUUCCAGUUAAGCUUGUGGAAGUCUCAAAAUCAGUCAAACCCUUUAAUAUUGAGGAUGCUUACAUUGGAGUGUGCAUGGAAAAGCUAGGGCUUGCACCCACAUCACCGCCAAACCCCUCCCAGUUCAAGGCCUAUUCAACAAAGUAUGAUCGCUGUGAAUACUCCAAGAUCAUCACCUACAUUCUUGGGUCUUCGGAAGAGUUGGUGAGAUACUGGACUGACUUGAAGAAGCCCGGACCACCUUGUUAGGACAUGGUUGACUACAGACGCACUGAGAAAUCACAUGGGUGGCAUUCAAUUAGGUUAACUUAUUAAGGAUUUCUACUCUUCUGGUAGAUAGCACUCAUAGCAUCCUCAUUUCAGAAAUGAGGCUUGGGAUGACCAGUUUGGAGAGGUUACAGAGGUUUCUGAAUAACUGCACUAUAUAAAUGUCCAAAAGAAGCCAUUUAUUUACUUGUGUGUAUUUAAAACUCUUUAGGCUUGCCAACAAGAAAAUAUAGCUGUUUAUUCAUCCUGACAUGUAAAGUAAAGCAAAAAUGUGAACAAGUGGAAUUAAAAGUACUCUGAGGAUGGCUAAUGGUGUCGAAGAGCCAUGUUUUGACGAGCAUGUACCAUGGUUAUACCUGGAAGUCUACAAAGGCAGACAUGCCUGCCUCCAUCACCAGGAUGCCCGGAUACACACUUUGUUAACUGCAGGGUGCUGCAGGAAAUUAGCAGUGAAUCACUCUUUAAAGGAAAAGAAGUCUACUUGAAUCGAAUGCAAUGAACGCAAGGUGAA